Acanthosepion pharaonis is the source of this 1347-nucleotide messenger RNA. The record is from the annotation of a GenBank genome assembly. NCBI's taxonomy places the organism in Eukaryota, Metazoa, Mollusca, Cephalopoda, Sepiida, Sepiidae.
AUGCCUUACGACAGCUUUCCUCUCUCUCUCUCUCUCUCUCUCUCUCUCUCUCUCUCUCUCUCUCUCUCUCUCUCUCUUCUCAAAGAACAAUAUUGUUUGUAUACCAUCCUGAUACUUCAAUUAAUUUCCUUUUCUUUCUUUUUUUUAUUACCUAGCUACCGUUAUGGUGCUAAAGUGUGCAAUGGAGAGACGACUUCCUAUUUAAUGUGUAACACACAGAGAUGUCCAGAAAGCCAAAUAGAUUACCGAGCCGAACAGUGCCAAGCGUACAAUGCGAAAAUUUUCCAUGGACGAUUUUACAAGUGGAAACCUUACACAAGAUGGACAGAAGCUUCUGACCAGUGCAAACUUUAUUGCCAACCGGAUGGUUAUAGCUUCUUCUACGCUCUCGCUCCUAUGGUCAAGGACGGUACUCGCUGUAACGAUAUGACCACAGAUGUAUGCAUCCAAGGAGAGUGUCUGAUUAUACUCUGUCUCUCUCACUCUCUCUCUCUCUCUCUCUCUCUCUCUCUCUCUCGCUUUCUAUCUAUCUAUCGCCGUCUGUUUCUAUCUAUCUAUCUAUCUAUCUAUCUAUCUCUCGCCCAGAAAAUUGUACCUAAACCGAUUGGUUGUGAUUAUAUUGUCAAUUCGGGCGCUAAAAAAGACAUCUGCGGUGUAUGCAAGGGAGAUAACUCUAGUUGUUCAAUAGUCUCCGGUGAUUUCUUCGGACAACCAAAGUCGCACUCAUACGCCGAAAUCGCUGUCUUCCCGAAAGGCGCUCGCUCAUUAUACAUCCGCGAGAAAUCUCCGUCGUUCAACUACUUGGCUCUCCGCAAUGUCCAGAAAACAAUUUACCUGAAUGGAAAGUGGCAUCUGAGUAAUGCGGGGACUCACGUGCUCGGCAAUCAGAAGUUCGAGUAUAAGCGGGUGCAGGGCCAUGGUCGCCAACAGAUGGAGACUAUAAUGGCCGAAGGACCUCUUAAAGAAGACUUCAUAUUAGAGAUCUCUCUCUCUCUCUCUCUCUCUCUCUCUCUCUCUCUCUCUCUCUCUCUAUCUAUCUAUCUAUCUAUCUGUCUGUCUAUCUAUCCCACAGUGUCUUCAUAUCUAUCUAUCUAUCACUCUCAGACCGUCACAUCUAUCUAUCUAUCUAUCUAUCUAUCUCAGACCGUCACAUCUAUCUAUCUAUCUAUCUAUCUAUCUAUCUAUCUAUCUAUCUCAGACCGUCACAUCUAUCUAUCUAUCUAUCUAUCUAUCUAUCUAUCUAUCUAUCUAUCUAUCUAUCUCAGACCGUUACAUCUAUCUAUUUAUCUAUCUCAAACCGUUACAUCUAUCUAUCUAUCUAUCUAUCUAUCUAUCUAUCUAUGUUAG